Molecule: messenger RNA, 3541 nt
Organism: Physeter macrocephalus (sperm whale)
Lineage: Eukaryota; Metazoa; Chordata; Mammalia; Artiodactyla; Physeteridae
Gene: CRACDL
Product: CRACD like
Exons: 10
Coding region: 133-2898 (921 amino acids)
Source: RefSeq, a predicted model, not a curated record
GCCACCUGCAGCGCCGCGUGCGGGCCGGGCGUCCGCGCUCCCGGGGCGGCCGCAGUCCCGCCGCCCCCACUUCGCCGACCGAGCCUCCGGCGCUUCGCGGAGCCGCCCGCGCUCCCGUGCAGUGAGCUGGACAUGAUUUCCACGAGGGUGAUGGACAUUAAGCUUCGGGAGGCCGCAGAAGGCCUUGGGGAGGACAGCACAGGAAAGAAAAAGUCCAAAUUCAAAACGUUUAAGAAGUUCUUUGGGAAGAAGAAGAGAAAGGAAUCUCCUUCUUCCACAGGAAGUAGCACGUGGAAACAAAGCCAGGCGAAGAAUGAGGUCAUUGCCAUCGAGUCGGGGCCAGUGGGCUACGACUCAGAGGAUGAGCUGGAGGAGUCAAGGGGCACGCUGGGCAGCCGGGCCCUCUCACACGACAGUAUUUUCAUUCCUGAGUCGGGACAGGACCCUCCUCGGCCGGUGCGGGUCUUUUCCCAAGAAAAUGUGUGUGACCGGAUUAAAGCUUUGCAGUUAAAAAUACAGUGUAACGUGAAAAUGGGGCCGCCACCUCCUCCGGGGGGCCUUCCGGCCAGGCGGGGAGAUGAUGCUGGCAUGAGCUCUGAGGACGACGGUCUGCCCAGGAGCCCCCCAGAGAUGUCCUUGCUGCACGACGUCGGUCCCGGCACCACCAUAAAGGCAAGUGUACUCUUCUCCAGGCAAGCGAGCGACACCUCCGUCUCCCCCAGGACCUCGGACAGCAGUGUGGCACCCGUGGCUGAUUUCGAUUAUCCCCCAGAAUUCUCCUCCUGCCUGGACAACUCUGCGGCCAAGCACAAGCUCCUGGUCAAGCCCCGCAACCAGCGGUGCAGCAAAAUGCGGCGUCUGUCCUCGAGAGCCCAGUCCGAAUCCCUGAGCGAUCUGACGUGUACCCCAGAGGAGGAGGAAUACGACGAGAAGCCGCUACCCAAAGUCAGCACGGAGGAGAAGCCCAGUUCUGGGCAGCAGGACGGGGGACAGGACAUUGGCGCUGAGCCUGGGGGGCAGGCGACCAUGCUGCCACUUGCGGGGCCCCGUGCGCGGCGGGCGCGCCUGCAGCACUGCCCGGCGCUCACCGCCAGCACCGAGGAGGAGAACCCCCCGGGGGAGAACCCCUCCAGCCGCCUGGCCACCCCCGAGGUCACGGAGGUCACAGAGCCCGUGUCGAGCCCACACCCCCGCUCGGAGUCCCCGUCUUGGCCAGAAGGCUCCCCGCACCCUCACCCUAAUCCCGACAGCAAAAACCCGAGGGAGGAGCUGUCCCUGGAAACCCGGUGUCCCCCCGGCGGGGACACAGCGGACGAGGUGGUUUGUGCUUCAGGAGACGUCGAGGGACGAUUAUCUCCCUGCAUCCCCGAGGGGGACACGACCCCUCCCGAGCCCGGCCCCACAGCCAGCCGGGAGACGCCCCCUGGUCCCGACGGGCCAGACCACACCGGCCCGAAGGAGGUGCGACUGACCCUGGAUGCGCCGGGUCCCGAGGGCGCAGGGCCAGAAGCCCCCGCCCCCAGCCCGCCGGCCCCCAAGAGCUGCUUGAAGCACAAGGCCUCGGCUGCGACAGCGAACGCGAGCCUCGGCGCGGGCCCCUCACCGCCUGCCUCCGAGGCGCCUGCAGAGGCGGCCGCACCCCGAUCCCUGGACCAGGAGGCGGCGCCCCCGGAGCCCCCCAGGGCCGAGCGGGAGGGGUCCCCCACGGAGGCGGCGGCGCCGGAGCGCAAGAUGGAGCGAGGAGGCCGCGAGGCGCGGGCCGCCAAAAAGUUCUCGGUGUCGUCGGGCCGCGAGUGGCCGCGCGCGGGGGGCCGCCUGCUGGAGCCCCGGGGCCCCGCCGUCCGGCUGCCGCUUCGCAGGAGCGGUCCGGCCUGGAAGAGCGAGGCCGCCCUCGAGGACCUCCCGGCGCCCGCCGAGCCCCAGGGCCCGAAGCCCGGCCCUCGGAAGCCGCCCGCCCCGGCCGAGCGCGGCUCUCCGGACGCGGCCACCGCGGACCCCGGCCCGGCCGCCCGGGAGAGGCCCGCGGGCGGGGACGGAAGCCCCUUCCCCGUCAAGCUCCGCUCUACGUCUCUGUCCUUCAAACACAGAGAAACGCCCUGCCCGGAGGGGAGGGGAAUCAAGAGGUACAGCGCGGAGGUCAGGCUGGAGAAAGGAGGGCUGACCCUGCUCUCCAGGAACGACAAGGGUCCGCCCGGGACGGGCCCCGCCGCCCGAGGCGCCAGGUCUCCCAACGAGCCGGGGAAGGCGAAGACCCGGUCCGCCGAGCAGCUCAGCUCCAAGCCGCCCCUGCCCAGGAAGCCGCUGCUGCAGACCCUCACCCUCCCCCAGCUGCCCACGCCCCCCGACGCCAGCCCCCGGGACCCCGAGAAGGUAGGGCCGCCCGCCGACCCCAGGAAGGAGAGCCAGGCGGCGGAGAGGAAGUCGCCCCACAGGGCAGCUGAGAAGGCAGCAGGGCCUGGGACCGACGGCCAGCCCGCGCCGCCCUGGAUCACCGUCGGGCGGCAGAAGAGGCGAGGGGCCCCGGAGCAGCCAUCCAGCCAGGAAGACAAGCCUGGGGCCGGGACCUUGAAGUCUGACACAGGAAGGCCAGCCAGGGUGCCCGAGAGAACCCAGGAGUCCGUGAAGCAAGCCGACUUCGUCCGCAGCAAGUCUUUCCUGAUGGCCCCUGCCAAGCCCGCUGUGGACCAAAGGCAGGGGACAAAGCUCCACCUCCAGGAGGGGCUGCAGAGAGGGAUCUCCUUGUCCCAUCAGAACUUGGCCCAGUCGGCAGUGAUGAUGGAGAAAGAAUUGCAUCAGCUGAAGAGGGCCAGCUAUGCCAGCACAGACCAGCCAUCCUGGAUGGAACUUGCCAGAAAGAAGUCGCAAGCUUGGAGCGACAUGCCCCAAAUUAUAAAAUAGGUUAACAGUGUGCUGGUAAAGAAUGCCACUACCUUGACGGGUCACUUUCUUUAAAACUGCCACUAAAUCAAGGCAAACAAACUGUGAAACUUGAGUGAUUUUAUCAUCAGGUUACGGGAGAGCGAGCUCGGGGAAGAGGAAGAAACCAGGCAGACAAGUUGGACGGACACAUCGCCAAGGGCCUGGGCCAGAGGUGCCCGAAGACAAGAAAACCAUUGAAAAGGGCCAGGAACGAGGCUCUGUGCCCACAGGUAUGAAUGUGAGUCUUUCAGAAUCCCCAGGAUAAAGAAGGCUCGGGCAGGGAAGCAAAUGCAAACGAAGCGUGGAUGCAGAACUCGGAGGGCCGUGUGUCUGCGCCUCCAUCUGAGAUCAGCUGUGUCUCUGGCCAUUGUCCUGCCUGUGGAGCCCAUCUUCUCCUUUCAUGUUUACCGUUAGGCAUGACAUUGAUGGUAAAACAGGGAUGCCGUUUCCAAGAGCAGCUAUAACACGGUCCGUUUUCCUGAAGGCAGCUACUCCAAGAAGGAGUGGAAGGAACACAGCAGGGUUCAUCAGUUCAUAGACUCUUUCCAAAAUUAAUUUUUAAACUUUUCCACUUGGCAUCUGUGUCCCUCACUAUUGCACAAUGCAUUGCCUGUUCAAAUAA